AUGCUUUUUGACAUGCAUGGAUGCAUAUCCACAAGAAGCAGGCUCAAAGCCCCAGCGAGUGUCCAGCCAGCCGCACAGCCAACUCCCAUCGCAAUCAUGGCCCGCAGCUCAAGCCUCUUGGUGCUGGCCGUGGUGGCAUGCGCGACCUACAUGCUGCUGCCGGGCGAGAGCUUCACCGCUCCUCAGGCACUUCGCGGCAGCACGCAGCGUGAGGCGGGAGCCUUGGCUCAGGCACCCACCUUCCAGGAGGGCCGCGUGCUGGAGGUGAGCAUGGCCGCGACGGGAGGUGAGCCCCAGAGGCUGAACCUGGUCUUCAUCGGCCUCCUGGCGGGCGGUGCCGCCAUUGGCCUCCUGUCCGUCUUCUUCUACGGCGCCUACUCCGGCGCCGGCAGCGGCCUGUGA
Effrenium voratum is the source of this 402-nucleotide messenger RNA. The record is from the annotation of a GenBank genome assembly. NCBI's taxonomy places the organism in Eukaryota, Dinophyceae, Suessiales, Symbiodiniaceae.